GUUUCUUUCGUCUAUAAUUCCUAUUCGCUUCCGUUUAUUAGACAAAAGGGUCACAAACAAACCAAAAAAAAACCUUUAGGGUUCGAUUUGCCUCAUUGAUAAUCGCCAUGUCCGGAGAAGAAGAAGAGAACGCCGCCGAACUCAAGAUCGGAGAUGAGUUUUUGAAGGCGAAGUGUUUAAUGAACUGUGAAGUUUCGUUGAUCCUUGAGCAUAAGUAUGAACAGCUUCAGCAAGUCUCCGAGGAUCCUAUGAAUCAAGUUUCUCAAGUGUUUGAGAAGUCCUUACAAUAUGUGAAGCGAUUCAGCCGCUACAAGAAUCCUGAUGCUGUUAGACAAGUUCGAGAAAUUCUGAGCAGACAUCAACUCACUGAGUUUGAGCUUUGUGUUCUUGGCAAUCUCUGUCCUGAAACUGUUGAAGAAGCUGUUGCAAUGGUUCCUUCUCUUAAGACAAAAGGAAGAGCUCACGAUGAUGAAGCAAUUGAGAAGAUGCUCAAUGAUCUCUCCCUUGUGAAGAGGUUCGAGUAGUGUGGAAGAUUCUCAAGAUCUAAAGACUAAGAACAUGUAGCAGGGUGUUACACUUACCUUCUAGCUGAUGUCUGAACAAUUAUCUCUGAAGUUAAUUUUCCAUGUCUGAGAUUAUAUUAGCUUUCUCAUCGCCCAGAAUCUCUGGAAUGAUACUUUCUUGUUGAAUGAAUGUAAUUUACAAUGGAUGAUCCAAGCUUUCUCAAUGAAAUAUAUAACAAUUCCUUUUC
Camelina sativa (false flax) is the source of this 751-nucleotide messenger RNA. Its product is annotated as DNA-directed RNA polymerase II subunit 4. Gene Ontology annotation, cellular component: RNA polymerase complex. The record is from RefSeq and is a predicted model, not a curated record. Lineage: Eukaryota; Viridiplantae; Streptophyta; Magnoliopsida; Brassicales; Brassicaceae. Gene Ontology annotation, biological process: DNA-templated transcription initiation. Gene Ontology annotation, molecular function: nucleotide binding.